Molecule: messenger RNA, 432 nt
Organism: Aphanomyces astaci
Lineage: Eukaryota; Oomycota; Saprolegniomycetes; Saprolegniales; Verrucalvaceae
Exons: 1
Coding region: 1-432 (143 amino acids)
Source: RefSeq, a predicted model, not a curated record
AUGGGUAUUUGGAAGUGGGAUGCCGAGGACGGUGAGUGCCCUAGUUACUUGGACGAAGCGAUCCUGACGCCGCUUGAAAUAUCACAAGUGGUUGUCUGGGACGAGACACACAAGGAUGCACAGAUUGGCGAUUAUGGAGCGGGAGGUCGGAAGACCCAAGUCCGUUUUCCAUGCGACGAGGACGGAAUGUGUGACCCCGACGGGACCAUUGGACCUGAAAAGUCGUACUUGAACACGAAGUUCAAUCAACAGGCGAGGUUCUCAUUUGGGUGUGCCAUCGUCGAGUUGCACAAUGGAGCCACAAUGGGCUGUCGAUGUACUCCAUUUGUGUACAGCGAUCAAUGGAUUAAACCAUUUAAGAAAUGGAGAGCAUCAUCAAUCAAGAAAUCCGCCGAGUCCAAGGGCUGCCUGGACUAUCGCCACCAUGGGUGA